CAAGUACAUCUAGACAGCUACACCGCGGACCUUAAGAGUAGUCUACUCGCGGUCACCAUUGUAUCACAACGUGUCAACAUCUUCAGUUAAUCGAUUCUUGGUUAGCAGGUCCAUUCAAAAUGGCGCUUAUAACACCGUAUUGGGGUCUAGAUGGCAUCCUACUAUUCGCAUCCCUUAUGGUGGCCGCAUAUAUGUACGCAACACGGAAAUUUAAAUACUGGGCGAAAAGAGACAUCAUGGAAAUUCCUCCGACACCGUUCAUAGGAAAUUUCACGCAAUGCUUUUUUUUGAAGAAGUCACCAGCGGAAUUUGUGAAGGAACUGUACGAUGCAUCCAAAGGAUUACGUUACAUGGGAUUUUAUAUUUUCGACAAGCCAUUCUUCCUAGUACGGGACCCCGAACUUGUCAAGCACGUCCUGGUUAAGGAUUUCAACAACUUUAACGAUAGAUAUGGUUCGCCGGAUGUGUCCGACCGGCUUGGAUACGCAAACCUUUUCAUGAUGAAGAAUCCUGGCUGGAAGUUACUUAGAACGAAGCUGACGCCAAUCUUCACCAGUGGAAAACUGAAGAAAAUGUUCCAGCUAAUGGCUUUAGUCGCCAACGAUCUGGACGACUAUCUGGAUUCGCAGAAGUUGGAAAAUGGCAAAGUGAUGGAAGUGAAGGAUCUUUGCGCGAACUUUACCACAGACAUGAUUGGUAGCACCGCCUUCGGUCUGCGAGUAAAUUCAUUGAAGGAUAAUAAUGCACCUUUCCGGCAGUUUGGCAGAAAAAUUUUCGAGUACAAUGCAUUUCGUGGGUUCGAAUUUCUCACCAUAUUCUUCAUGCCGCAUUUAACCAAAUACACAGGCGCGAAAUUCUUCGGGAAGGAGACCAGUACAUUCCUUCGAUCUGUAUUCUGGGACGUGAUUAAUCAACGAAUCCAGUCUGGAGAGAAAAGGAACGAUCUUAUUGAUCUUCUAAUCGAGUUGAAACGGAACCAUGAGAGCGAAGGCGACCUUGACGGAUUUCAAUUCAGUGGCGACGAUUUAGUGGCACAAGCAGCUGUCUUCUUUAGCGGUGGUUUCGAAACUUCAUCCACAACCAUGUCUUUUACCCUUUACGAGCUUGCGUUAAACAUGGACGUGCAGAGGACUCUGAGGAAAGAGAUCCUCCAAGCUCUUGAAGAAACCAGUGGAAAAGUUACAUAUGACAUGGUUAUGACGCUACCAUAUCUCGACAAGGUGGUCUCAGAAACUCUCCGCAAGUAUCCACCAUUGGCAUUUUUGGACCGCAUCGCUAUAACCGACUACAAAAUCCCGGAUUCGAAUUUAGUGCUGGAAAAAGGAACUCCGGUAUACAUUUCUAUGAUGGGAAUGCACUAUGAUCCGGAAUACUUCCCUGAUCCGGAGAAAUUCGAUCCCCUGAGAUUUAACGAAGAGAAUAAACAGAAACGACCGAAUUUCACUUACUUCCCAUUCGGGGAGGGACCUCAUAUUUGCAUCGGCAUGCGACUGGGUCUCUUGCAAUCGAAGCUUGGACUUGUCCAAAUGCUGAGCAAGUACGAGGUGACACCUUGCGAAAAGACAUCAAUCCCGAUGGUUUUAGAUCCAAAAGGACUCACCACGACGGCGCUAGGAGGAAUACAUUUGAAUGUCCGGAAAAUCAGUACAGAAGCUGGUUAAAUCAUGUACAAAUUUAAUGUUUAAUGUUAUGCCAGUGGAUUGAUAAUUAAAAAAUUCUUUUCCCUUGAAAUACGUAGUUAAAUAUGCAGACAUAUGUAAAUAUUGUGCAUAAAUUAAGAGGCGAUACCUGACUGAAAGAAUAAAGGAUUUUUCCGUUUUUA
Dufourea novaeangliae is the source of this 1822-nucleotide messenger RNA. Its product is annotated as cytochrome P450 6k1-like. The coding region runs from base 120 to 1661 and encodes 513 amino acids. NCBI's taxonomy places the organism in Eukaryota, Metazoa, Arthropoda, Insecta, Hymenoptera, Halictidae. Gene Ontology annotation, molecular function: iron ion binding; monooxygenase activity; heme binding. The record is from RefSeq and is a predicted model, not a curated record. The transcript is spliced from 6 exons.